AUGAUCAAACUGGUAUUUUGCCUUUUAUUUCUAGUAGUAUUUCAAGUUGAAUCACUGGAUUUUCGUUCUAAUAAUUAUCGUCAAAUCAUCAACAAUGCACUGCCUACAAUUGAUCCACAGAUGUUGAGUCAAGCUCAAGCAGCCAUCAAUCCAUAUACUGAUAUUUUCGUGAAUCCUCCAAAGAACUUUGUUGAUUUUCCAAUGGCUAAUUUAGCUUCGAAAUCUGGUCUUGCUUCGAGUGGUGCAUUUUGGCAACCACAAACACAGCAAGUUCAAUCUACAGUACCUCAAGUACCAUGGAAUCCAACUUAUGCAACAAAUCCAUCAAGUCCACCCAGUACAAUUUCAUUCCAAAGCUACCAGAAUCCAAGUACAUUCCCAUCAACAACUACAACAACGACAACGUCCACCACUACGAAACCAGCAACAUAUCCGACAACAAAAAUGACUACGAAGAGAAAUACUGAAACAUUGUGGACCACAUCAAAAUCUCCAAUGAAGUUAUCAAAGAAUCCAAAACCAUCAAAAGUGAAUCAAAAAUCGUCCAAAUCGUCAGCCACCUCUUUUGACUCUGCUCAAUUAUCAGUUCUUUCUCAUCGACUUCUGAAUGAUGUGCUCAUUAUUCCAUCUUCUCGACGUCUUUAUAUUCUUGCUAUUCUUCCGAUCCAUCAAUCAACUGGUCAUCAGAAUUUCGAAUGUGGAGAGAUAGAUUUAAAUGCAAUUGUUAGAAUGGCUGCAUUUUUGGAAGCUCUGAAAACUAUAAAUGAAGCGAAUCUUUUGAAAGAAAUUGGUGCUGAUAUUGGAGCAAUAAUCGUGGAUUCGUGUUCGACAGAUUUACGUUCCGUAGCUAAUCUGUAUGAACUUUUAUCAGGAACCAAUAUUCAGAGAAGUGAUUUGAUUGCAAUCAUCCGAGAUGAUUCGACCUAUAUGCCAAAUACUGAACAAAUUAUGAGACAACUCAAUCUUCCAGUUAUCAAUACAUUCUUCACUACAAAUUCAGCUGCUCAAACAUCUGGAACACUUCCUUCAAUGACUCUUCCAAUUCAAUCAAUUAUAUCGGCAGUUCGUCAUUAUCAAAGCACUUGUGUCAAUAUCAUCUUUGAUGAAAAAUAUACAGAAACAGUCACUGAAAUCCAAAAGGCAGCACUAUCGGAAGGAAUGUGUGUUGAAGUGGCGAUUCAUGUGAAGAAUUCAAGUAGUAUUGUAGCUGAGAUGGUCGUCAGGAGAUUGCUACUCUCUGAGGCUCGAAUUGUAGUUGCUCUAUUAUCAGAAGACACGUGGAUUCAGAUGACGAAAGCAUUACGAUCUGAAAUGGUGAUUGCCGGUCGUUUUGUGUUCAUUUCAAUGCAAGAUCAACGCUGGACAACCUCCAGAAGAUUUAUUGAGAGUUGGCCAACAUUUGAACAACAUUUGAUUUCGAUUUCUCCAAAAACUCCAAUCAAUCAUGACGAAGAAAUCAGAAAGUUAACUGAAAACAUUCCAAAGUUAUCCCUACCCAAUCUUUGGUUGAAACAGUUCUGGUCAGCAGCUUUCAAAUGCCACGUGGAUAGUGAAGACAUGGGCGGUUCAAACAGUUUCUCUAGAGAAUGUGCAACAACUCAGUCAUUGAAUAUUUCUCAAGUGGCUCCAGAUGUUGAUGUUUCUUCUAUUUCUUUGGCAGUUCACUCAAUCGGAUUAGCGUUCCGAUCUUUCGUUGAUCGUGUCUGUCCAGGAGCUCUUGUCAUCUCUCUUUCUGAUUGUGUCAAUGAUCCAUUUAGUGGAUUUCAUCAGUCAAUUCUUGAUUUAGAUUUUGUUCAUCAUCUCAGUGAUAUUCCUGUUUCCUUCAAUUACAGUACCGGAUUCCGUGACAUUUCCCUCUGUAUCAAUCGUGUCCAAUUUGUUGAAGAUCGACUACAGUUCUCCGAGAUUGGAAUAUUUGAUCCAAUUCAGAAUGUAUAUCGAGAUAGCAGUGACACUGCAACACCUUCUGCGCGUGGAAGUUUUCUUCUGAUGUCAUCUUCUUGUCCAAAAUCAACAUGUGCAAAGGAAAUGGCAAAGAGUACAAUCAAACAACAAUUACCAUCAAUUGUGAAAGCACUGACUGAUCUGGAAAUCAUGAUAUUCACUAUAUUCUCAGUUCUCUCUGCAUUGACAUGCCUUAUGUGCAUGUAUCUGAAAGUUAUCUCAGUGAGUGAAUACCGUAAUCUCACGGCUAUCACAUUCCUUGGAUUGGCAUUCCUUUCAUUGAGUGCACCUGCUUUUAUUAUUCCUCCAAACAGUAUUUCGUGUUCUUUACGAAAACUUCUAUUCCCUAUUGCUAUCAGUAUUACGAUUGCACCAGUAUUUGUUAAAACUGUUCUCAUCUGGAAAUCGAUUGGUUCAUCGAGUAGUUCAGUCUUGAUUGCUUGUUGUAUUGUCAUCAUUCAGACAGUUAUUUCCACCGAAUGGCUUAUUCUAUCCUCCGACUCUGUAACUGAGUUUGUCUCAACUCUUCACGGAACAAUGUGGAGAUGUUCUCCUGGUGAUUCAUCCGAAGAAAUGCUACUUCUGUCAUGCUGUCUGAUUGCUCUUCUAUCUCUUCUCUCCUUCAUUUUCUCUGUUGCUUCAUUGAAACAUUCACAGAGUCUCCAACAUCUUAUGAUUUCGGUUCUUGCUAUCUUCCUCGAGACUGGACUCUAUGUCUCUCUACCAUUGAUACCGUAUAAAACAAGAGAUUUUGUAAUGGCAACGACAAUUCUGGUAUUUUCUUUCCUCGCUCUUUUACUCAGUCAUACUGGAAAAUCAUCUACAAAAGAAGAAUCGGAAUGUAGUGGAACUUUACAGAAGACAAAUGAAAAUUGGCUUCAACAUGUUGUUCAAUCACCAAAAGAUCAGAUGGCACUGGUUCAGAAUUAUCAUACAGCAUCGACACAUCCCCAAUCGACAAUGCAAUAUGAUAAAAGAUCAGAUGGUACAUUGAGAAGAAAUACUUCACUUUAUGGGACAGAAGGAUACGAAUUGCCAACUCCUUGA
Molecule: messenger RNA, 2991 nt
Organism: Caenorhabditis remanei
Lineage: Eukaryota; Metazoa; Nematoda; Chromadorea; Rhabditida; Rhabditidae
Exons: 17
Coding region: 1-2991 (996 amino acids)
Biological process (GO): regulation of synaptic transmission, glutamatergic; G protein-coupled glutamate receptor signaling pathway
Cellular component (GO): membrane
Molecular function (GO): group II metabotropic glutamate receptor activity
Source: RefSeq, a predicted model, not a curated record